CAGUCAAGGUGCAGAAGAGUGACCACCACCACUGCUGGGACCCCUGUGUCAACUACUGUCACACUCACCACCCUGGACACUGCAAGACACCCACUUGGAACCAGACAUCUGGACAGGAUUACUGCAAAUCUCUGGUGGCUGCCAACUUCUCGUCUCCCACCAUGAAUGCGCAGGGCUUCCCUUGCCAGAACUCGAACACGCUACCUCGCAGCUCCCACCCCAUGAGCCCCCGCACCACCAUGCUGAGGAGGAGGCAAAAGAAGAAGGAGCACAAGAGCUCAUUGUCACUGGCCUCCAGCACGGUGGGUCCUGGCGGGCAGAUAGUCCACACAGAGACAACAGAGGUGAUGCUCAGGGGAGACCCUUUGAAUGGCUUCGGACUUCAGCUCCAGGGAGGCAUCUUUGCUACUGAAACUCUGUCUUCCCCACCUCUCGUCCGCUUUAUUGAGCCUGACAGCCCGGCAGAGAGGUGUGGGCUGCUACAGGUAGGAGACAGAGUCCUUUCUAUCAAUGGCAUCGCGACUGAGGACGGGACCAUGGAGGAGGCCAACCAGCUCCUGCGCGACGCCGCGCUCACGAACAAAGUGGUGCUCGAGAUCGAGUUCGACGUCGCAGAGUCUGUCAUACCCAGCAGCGGUACUUUCCACGUUAAAUUGCCCAAGAAAAGAGGUGUAGAGCUUGGAAUUACAAUCAGCUCUGCAAGCAGAAAGCCUGGGGAUCCUCUGAUCAUCUCUGACAUCAAGAAGGGGAGCGUCGCACACAGAACUGGCACCUUGGAGCCGGGAGACAAGCUGUUAGCCAUUGAUAACAUCCGACUCGACAAUUGCUCAAUGGAGGAUGCUGUGCAGAUUUUAAGGCAGUGUGAAGACCUGGUCAAAUUGAAGAUUAGGAAGGAUGAAGAUAACUCUGAUGAGCAGGAGACAACUGGUGCCAUUAUCUACACAGUGGAGCUGAAGCGGUACGGUGGCCCCUUGGGAAUAACCAUCUCUGGGACGGAAGAACCUUUUGAUCCCAUUGUCAUUUCGGGCUUGACUAAACGAGGUCUGGCAGAGAGGACUGGAGCCAUCCACAUCGGCGACCGGAUAUUAGCGAUCAAUAACGUGAGCCUCAAGGGCAAACCACUGAGCGAGGCCAUUCACCUGCUGCAGAUGGCGGGAGAGACGGUCACCCUGAAGAUCAAGAAGCAGACAGAGAAAUCCUAUCCCAAGAAAUCGGGGAGUAUAAACGAAGUGAGUGACCCAGAAGAUGAACUGACAGACUCCCAGAAAACUAGCAAGCUGUCUGAGAUAUACUCCACCGCAAUUCCUAGUGUGGACAAUACUAUGGAGUCCUGGGAUGGCUCUGCCAUUGAUGCUGGGUAUGGAAGCCAAGGUACGUACAUACCUCAGGCUGCGGGCAUAGCCCUCCAUCCACACGAAUGGAGACACAGCAGGCAAAAGAGCAGCACCCCUCCAGGGGACCCCAGAAAAAACUACCCCUACAUGGAUGGAAGCUUCAGUGAAGAUGACUGGGACAAGCCCAGCAGAUACCCCAACCGCCAAAAUGGCCUUGAGACCACUCACGAGGAUAAUUUUUGGCGUGUUUUUGGAGAAGCUUUGGAGGAUUUGGAAACAUGCGGCCAGUCUGAACUUUUGAGGGAGAUUGAGGCAUCCAUCAUGACAGGGAGUGUGCACAACCUGGGCUUGGAGGGCAGCAAACUGCUCCUGGACUCUGUCAACCCAUCGGGAAUGAGCCCAUUGAGGAAAGCGAACUCCAGCUGUAGCGACGGACAGACUGAGGGCAGCAGCUCCCCUGCCAAGAAGAACGAGAGGAACCUGGACAUGAAGAAGAUCGAGAAGGAGAUGCAGGAAAUCAUGUCCCCGACUCCCCUUGAGUUUCACAAGAUGACACUCCACAAAGACCCGGAGAGGGAAGAUUUCGGAUUCAGUUUGUCGGAUGGCCUGCUAGAAAAAGGUGUCUAUGUAAAUAUGGUCCGUCCGGAUGGGCCAGCAGAUCAGUGUGGCCUCAAGCCAUAUGACAGAGUGCUUCAGGUAAAUCGCAUCCGAACAAGAGACUUUGACUGCUGUCUGGCCGUUCCCUUGAUUUCGGAGGCUGGAGAUAAGCUGGACCUGGUGAUUAGCCGAAACCCCUUGGCACUGGCCGCCAACGCUCCCUCGGAGGGGAACAGAGAGCUGCCGGUGCAGGUGUCCCUCGGAGCCGAGGUCAAGGCAAGUGUCCAGACGCUCUGAGCGUCUGGAGCAGAGCAGACGUUGCCCAGGGCCUCUGCUGAGCCGUUGUGGUAUUUGGGGUGUUUCUCCUGUUUUUUGCACUGGUAUUUGUAAAUGCUGUGUGUACCAUAACCUGCAAGUGGGGAGGUGGGUCUUCAGUGAGCCUGUGGACCGCCAAAUAUUGCUGGGAAGGUCAGAGCUGGAUGUGCAUCUGGGGGCUGUGGCAGCGAUGGCGAUGGGACGAGCUGCCGACGGGAGGAAGGAGCAUCCACAGCCAUCUCCCAUGGCAGAUCAUCCCCCUGUGCCCCAGCCAUUGAGUGUGAAGGGUCCUGCCUCUGACAUCCUCCUCGCCCUGAAGGCCUUGGCCAUCCUAUAAACACACAUGGUGCUAUUAUGUUCCUUGUUUGCUCACUUAAUUGCAUACAGCAGGACUGAAAUGCCUUUCCUUUUAUGUUGUGCCCAUCUCCAUCCUUCCGACACUCCUGACAAACCAAGUCCUGCAGCCCCUUGCACUCCCGGUGCAGGGCAGUGGAGAGCGCUGGCUAAAAGACAUUUCAAAAUGUGCUGGAGGGUGGCUAGAUUCAAUUCUUGUUCAAAAAUUGGUAUUUGCAGCUGCCUCCUGACAGCCCUGUCCACACUCCCCCAGGCCUGGCUCGCCCCACAGUGGGAUGAGGGACCUUGUCUUGGCAUGGAUUCCCAUGAACAAUGUGGUUACCUGUGCUGCAGUACUUAAUACAGAGUAGAGGCUGUACCCAAGGGUAAAAGCCUUGAGUACCUGCUCAAAUCCCCAGCCACCUUGUUUGUCUGAGCUUUAUGGAGAUCUCUUGCUUGCAAACCUGGCCUGUGCCUGCAAGUAAAUAGCAGAAAAGCGAAAUUCCCAGAGCUGCCCCUGAUGUUUUGAAUUAAUGAAACCUUGUUGUCUCCCAUCAGGCAGUGGCAUGACAAGCCCUUUGUUAGGUGGAGGUUGUGUCCCUGUGUCCCAUGGGAGCUGGGCAGUGUGUGUUUGCCUGUUGCUGGCCUCAUGUAGCUUUCCAAGCGUGAUGCUCCCCUCCCUCCCCAGAGCCCCCGGCCCCGCCUGGAAGAGGGGCUGUGAUGUUUGCAUUGGUGCCCUCAUCUGCCUGCCAUGUUCCACCUAUUAGCACUUUAUGAUGAUGUUUGUGUCCUGGUGGUGGCGUGAUCCUGGCAUCGCUUUCCCCGGGAAGGCUGGGGCACAGUGGAGUGGAGGAGCCUGUCAGUCGGACACCGCAGCCCCGAGCCCACUGCGCCCGUUCCCUGCUCACCCUUUUGGCUCCUCCAUCACCACCUCGAGGGGUGCCCAUAGGUUGUUGGAUGGGUGUACAGCACAUGUGUGUCGCUUUGCUGAGCCAGGACUUCUCUCCCCACUGUCUGUCCCUGUCAUCCCUCUGUGAUAGCACAACGUAUCAGGGUGUUUCUUCCAGACACGUGCCCGGCCCCAUCCAGCUAUUUGUCGUCGUAGCCAUUUUCUCUUUGAGUAUGCAAUAUCCCAUACCAUUGCUGCCACACCUAGAUAAUGUGCCAUAAUUGAUACUGUGGAGCAUUGACAGUGCAGCCGAAAGUGUUUUUAUAUGCAAUAUUCUGAGCAGUGGAAGCUCACUGGGGCUUCUCACAGGUUUUUAAUGAAGACUUUUAUUAAAGGCUUUAAAAAAAAAAAAAAAGGAGGAAGAAAAACUUGGUCCUUGUAUCCCUUCCUAUGCAUUUUGAAUGAUAUGAAGAUGAAAUGCAUUACUUAAAUGUGUAUUUUUAUCCAUAUAUUAGAGUGUAUUCCUUGUAAAGUAUUUUUAUAUGCUAAUUUUCUUAUGUAUCUAUGAAAGCACAAUAUUUAAAAGUACAGCAUUUCAAAGAAUAUUUUAGUCCUGUUUUGGACCUAUUUGUAAAUCUCUGUAUUUAAAUGGGAUUGCAAUGACUUUGACUUUUUUUUUUUAAUUAAAUAAAAGCAAAUGAAAUGCA
Messenger RNA from Lepidothrix coronata (blue-crowned manakin), 4175 nucleotides. Its product is annotated as glutamate receptor-interacting protein 2-like. Gene Ontology annotation, biological process: neurotransmitter receptor transport, endosome to postsynaptic membrane. The transcript has 15 exons. Lineage: Eukaryota; Metazoa; Chordata; Aves; Passeriformes; Pipridae. The record is from RefSeq and is a predicted model, not a curated record. Gene Ontology annotation, molecular function: protein binding. Bases 162 to 2228 code for a protein of 688 amino acids.